AUUCAGCGCUUGGAGGGAAAGGGCUGGGCCGCGCUCACCAGAAGUCCCCGGAGCAGCGACGGGGCUGAGAAGGAGCGGCAGCGGAAGCUGCGGGCACCCAGCAGACAGUGGGUGCCAUGGAGUCGGAACCCUCGCUGUCCCCCACGCUUUCCCGCUCCAUCAAGGAGGAGCUGCUCUGCGCCGUCUGCUACGACCCCUUCCGGGAUGCCGUGACGCUGCGCUGCGGCCACAACUUCUGCCGCGAGUGCGUGACCCGCUGCUGGGAGGUGCAGACGACGCCCACCUGCCCAGUGUGCAAGGACCGGGUGGCACCCGCCGACCUGCGCACCAACCACACCCUCAACAACCUGGUGGAGAAACUGCUGCGCGAGGACACCGAGGGCGGGCGCUAUGCCGGCCACCGCUCCCCGCGCUUCUGCCGCGCGCACCGCGGCCAGCUCAGCCUCUUCUGCAUCGAGGACAAGGAGCUGCUGUGCUGCUCGUGCCAGGCCGACCCCCGGCACCUGGGGCACCGCGUGCAGGCGGUGAAGGACACUGCCCACGACUUUCGGGCUAAGUGCAGGAACAUGGAGCACUCGCUGCGGGAGAAAGCCAAGGCCUUCUGGGCCAUGCGGCGCUCUUAUGAGGCCAUUGCCAAGCACAAUCAGGUGGAGGCUACCUGGCUGGAAAGGAGAAUCCGGCAGGAGUUUGAAAAGCUUCGAGAGUUCUUAAGAGGGGAGGAGCAGGCCAUCCUGGAUGUCAUGGCCGAGGAGGCGAGGCAGAAGCAGCAUUUGGUGGAGGAGAAGAUGAAGCAGCUCAAGAAAGACACAGAGACUCUAGCCCAUGAGAUUGAGCGGCUGCAGAUGGAGAUGAAGGAAGAUGAUAUUUCUUUUCUCAUGAAACACAAGAGCCGAAAACGCCGCCUCUUCUGCACCAUGGAGCCAGAGCCUGUGCAGCCUGGCAUGCUGAUCAACGUUUGCAAGUACCUGGACUCCCUGCAGUACCGUGUCUGGAAGAAGAUGGUCAUGUCUGUUGAAACUGUGCCCUUCAGCUUUGAUCCCAACACCGCGGCGGGCUGGCUGGCUGUGUCUGAGGACCUCACCAGUGUCACCAACCACGGCUACCGAGUGCAGGUGGAGAACCCGGAGCGCUUCUCCUCGGCGCCCUGCCUGCUGGGCUCCCGCUCCUUCUCCCACGGCUCCCACGCCUGGGAGGUGGACCUGGGGGGGCUGCCCAGCUGGCGGGUGGGCGUGGUGCGCAUGUGCCUAGAAACUGGCCCCGAGGGCUACUCCCACAGCUGCUACCAGGACACUCGCUCUGGUUUCUGGUACCUGUGCCGCACGCAGGGAGUGGAGGGCGACCACUGCGUGACCUCAGACCCGGCCACAUCACCACUGGUCCCCUCCAUCCCACGCCGCCUGCGUGUGGAGCUGGAAUGUGAGGAGGGCGAGCUGUCCUUCUACGAUGCGGAGCGCCAGUGCCACCUCUACACCUUCCAUGCCCGCUUUGGGGAGGUGCGGCCCUACUUCUACCUGGGGGGCACCCGGGGGAACGGGCCCCCCGAGCCUCUGCGCAUCUGUCCCCUGCGCAUCACUGUCAAGAAGGAGCUGGAUACCUGAGGCCGGCGGGGAGCCUGCCAGGUGCUGCCCAGGUGUUCUGCCAUGGUCCUGCUUUCUUUCUGUCCCUCUUUCUCAAGCCCACACUCACCUGGACACCUCUAGGUCCUGCUUUCUUGCCAGGAUCUGGCUACUAACUGUCUAACCCUUUUCCGUGGCUCCAGGCCCCAAGCCCCCCUCUUCAUUUUUGGUCUUGUCUGUACCCACAGUUGAACGUCAUCCAGGAGAUAGCUUACUGGCCAGGCUCUCCCCAGAGUCCUGGCAUCUUCGGGAUGUGAAUUUCCUUCCUUCUAACUCCAGGAUUUCUGGGGACAAAGUUUGCCGCUAGAGUAAGACCUGUUUUAAAAAUGUUUUUAAUGUAGGUUUUAUUAUUCAGGUAUGAUGAGGCCAACAGAUCAAGAGUCAGCUGCCACUGAGAAGAGUUUGUUACUUAUUGUUCCUAAGAGGAAGGGCCAUGCUAUGGGGUGGGGGACGCAGAGGGAAGCACCAGGUCCCCCUAGGACAGUGGUCGGCAAACUGCAGCUCGCGAGCCA
Messenger RNA from Myotis lucifugus (little brown bat), 2128 nucleotides. It is a transcript of the gene TRIM35, whose product is annotated as tripartite motif containing 35. Gene Ontology annotation, biological process: innate immune response; positive regulation of apoptotic process. The transcript has 6 exons. Gene Ontology annotation, molecular function: zinc ion binding; protein binding. The record is from RefSeq and is a predicted model, not a curated record. NCBI's taxonomy places the organism in Eukaryota, Metazoa, Chordata, Mammalia, Chiroptera, Vespertilionidae. Bases 117 to 1598 code for a protein of 493 amino acids.